AUGAGGACGUCGGCAUUCAUCUCGGUCCUCCUCGCGACAAUCGUGUCAGCACACAGCGUGAUCACCUAUCCCGGCUGGCGAGGAAACAACCUCAUCACCAACGCAACAUUUCCCUACGGCAUGCAAUGGAUCUACCCAUGCGGUGGUCACAAUGUCACGACAAACAGAACAUACUGGCCCACAAGAGGCGGCGCUGUCGCUUUCCAGCCCGGCUGGUUCCGUGGCCACGAGACAGCCUUCGCCUACGUGAACAUGGGCUUUGGCGACGAUGGUCCUGACGGCGGCCCUGCAAACAUGACAAACCCGGUCGUCCCCAUGUUCCAGAUCCUCGGUCCCACCAACAAUCCAUUCCCAGGAACAAUCUGUCUUCCUCAGGUGCCUCUGCCCAAGAACACGACUGUAAAGGCAGGCGACAAGGCUACAAUCCAAGUUGUAGAACUAGCUGUUCACGGCGCAGCUCUGUACUCUUGCGUCGACAUCAUCUUCGCUGAACCAGGAGACAAGAGAAUCGCCGAAGUCAACGAGACAAACUGCUUCAACUCCACCGACAUCGGCUUCGCAGAGGUCUACACCAUCACGACCAAGCAGUCCGGCUCCGACGCCUACGUUAGCGAAUCCGGCGCGACACAAACACUGCGCCAGCUGAACCUCGCAGGCUGGCUACCGCUCGUGGCAGCCGGUGCAUAUGCCCUGUUUGCGUGA
This is a messenger RNA of Fusarium musae, 702 nucleotides long. RefSeq lists its product as uncharacterized. Lineage: Eukaryota; Fungi; Ascomycota; Sordariomycetes; Hypocreales; Nectriaceae. The transcript is spliced from 3 exons. The record is from RefSeq and is a predicted model, not a curated record. The coding region runs from base 1 to 702 and encodes 233 amino acids.